This is a messenger RNA of Anopheles cruzii, 663 nucleotides long. RefSeq names its product SAYSvFN domain-containing protein 1 (gene Saysd1). Lineage: Eukaryota; Metazoa; Arthropoda; Insecta; Diptera; Culicidae. The record is from RefSeq and is a predicted model, not a curated record. Bases 59 to 616 code for a protein of 185 amino acids. The transcript is spliced from 2 exons.
UUCGGAUUUGGUGAAAUCAGUCGACCCUAAGAAAAGGGGUUAAUGUUAAAAAGCUCGUAUGGAAUCGAAAUUGGAAGGCUAUAGGAAAACCAAACGUCGUCAAGCGCUCCUGAACGAUUUCAAAGAUAUCAUCUACAACAUGGUAUCUUUCCAGCAAGUGCGCGUUGAAGAGAAAUCGACGCACGUCAUUAUCGAAACAGAUACUCAGACCGUGACGGAUGAAACCCACAAAGAAUCACCCCGCGCCCAGCAUGUGCGAACCAAACGAAGCCCGGCGAACCCUGAGCCAGUCGAUUCCGGCUCGGAACUGUCCGAUCCGUCCGAUGCGCCACCGGAGGAGGAAGAAUCAAUGCCUAGGCCACGAUCUCUGUUAACGUACCUCACGUACCUGGUGUAUUUUCUGUUUUGGGUCACACUUUACGCCAUUGCGAUCGAGCUACGUUUCGGAGUGGUAUUUCUAAUGCUGUCGGCGCUUCUAGGCAUCUACUUCAAUACGCGCACGAAAAAGAGUCCGGGUGAAAUAAGUGCGUACAGCGUGUUUAACAAGAACUGCGAAGCAAUCGACGGGACACUGAAAGCUGAACAAUUUGAACGAGAAAUAGGCAUAAGGCAUUGACUGUGGAGUGUGGCUCUGGGGAUUUUACUAAAUAUAUAUAAAUAUAA